Messenger RNA from Adineta ricciae, 246 nucleotides. The record is from the annotation of a GenBank genome assembly. Lineage: Eukaryota; Metazoa; Rotifera; Eurotatoria; Adinetida; Adinetidae.
AUGAGUAAUUUCAUCAACAACACGCUCGAAAAGAAGACCGGCCUCGACCUCAACCACGAUGGAUUCGUCGGCGGUGAAAAGAAUGCCGAGAAACAAUAUGGCGUUGACUUCAACGGUGAUGGAUACAUUGGUGGCGAAGGUAUCGCAAGCAAGAUUGAACGAACAACCCACGUUGAUCUGAACAAUGAUGGCAUCAUUGGUCGUCCACUAGAUACAUAUCCAGGUGGUUAUGGCGCUCCUCGUUAA